GCUGUUUUGCUGGGCUCGAAAUAAUUGCCAACUUUCACCGGAGAAAUGGCUCGAGAAUCGCAUCUUCCCACUGAGAUUUUGGACAUGAUUUUCAAGCUCGCUACCAGAGCCGUCACUGUCGACACAUCAUACCAGCCGCUCAGCUGCGAUGUGUGGCAGUUUGAGUCUUCAUUCCCAUCCGCUCCAUCGUGGCACAGGUCAGAACUUGCGACCCACAAAUGUUUGACUCUGGUGUCUCGACGGUGGCGCGAGCUGUCGUUACCCCUUCUGUAUCACCACAUUUCCCUUUUUCAUGAGUUAGCCUUGUCGAGUCUAGUCGGAACGGUUGAGGCAUCGCACAAUGAGCUUGGUGCUCUCAUUCGGCGGAUCGACUUGCUAUUCUCCGAAGAAAGCGGAUUCCAAAAUAAUGACGUCCCAAUUUUGCGGCUGCUGCAGAGCUGUCCCAAUCUCACUGUACUCUUCCAAUCUUUGCCCAAGUCCAUUGGCUCAAGCCCAGGGAAGCUUACCUGCAACCCGCCCAUGAUGAUGCUCGGCACCGCUCAAAAGCUGCUGCUUCAAGCCAGUCUUAUUGGCACUUGUGCCUCGGAUAUGACUGCAAUCCUCUCAUUCCUACAGGUUCAGCGAGAGCUACGCAUUCUGAACCUGUCUUUGUUCCUCGAUGGAGACUGUGGGGUUAGCGCGUUGGACGUAUUGAGUCUGCCGAAACUCCAUACUAUUCGUCUAGACAGCACGUCGCAUUUCAGCGUUGGCUCUGUUGCGAAGGCUUGGGAUGUUCCAUCGCUAAGGAGAAUUCAAGGGCCAUGGGACUACAAAGAAUGGUCCAAAUAUAUCAAUCCUCAUCAGAUCACCUCUGUAUAUGUCGAGCAUGCAUUACGAUGGGAUGAUUUUUUGUGCGUUUGUCCUAACAUCGAAGAAGUGUAUCUCAACCAUCAACCACCGAUCUGGAUAUCAACACAAAAUAAAAUUGUGCGCAUUGGUCUGGAGUUGAAACAGCAGGACGAAUGGGCUAUCAAGGACCAUCUUAUCACAUUCAAGAACCCUACUAUCUACCCAAACCUAUCAGUCAUUCGUUUGAGCAUACAAAAGCCCAUGUUUAAAACUAAACGCCAGGGCGUUUUUUGGGCGUAUUGGGCGUCACGCUGGGAGGCGGCGGACGUCCGGCUCGAAUACAAAAAUGGCCAUUCAAUUUUUCAAGAUAUUCCUGACAAGUUCCGUACAGAGGACGUUGUAAACCAGUACCUCAAGUUGUUCAAGUAGAGGGCGAGUAAAACUCAGAGGCAUGAGAGGUCUUGCAUGGUCUCUCGUACUGUUUGAUCAGCAUUACAGAAGUGGGCCGCCCUCCUGUGUUAACCCCAUGCUUCAAAAUCCAUUAUAUUUGACUUGCCGAUGGUUGGCAUUUUUCAUUUAUAUUGUUCCCCGGGCCAGAGCGCCCGUUGUUGCUUGACCGCAUGUAUCAUCGAAUGUUAAGGGCGUUGCCAUUCGCUAAACAUCC
Cantharellus anzutake is the source of this 1492-nucleotide messenger RNA. RefSeq lists its product as uncharacterized. Lineage: Eukaryota; Fungi; Basidiomycota; Agaricomycetes; Cantharellales; Hydnaceae. Bases 46 to 1257 code for a protein of 403 amino acids. The record is from RefSeq and is a predicted model, not a curated record. The transcript has a single exon.